GCUUUGACAUAUCACGAGCGGUUUACCUUUUUUUUUUUUUUUUUGUGGGGGGGGGGGGGUUUAUGUCGCUUACCCGGUUUAUUGGUGCUUGUUUUUUUUAUUUUUUAUUAUUAGGACAGGCGCAAUUUAGGGCCUGUGCAUGGAUGAAUGUUGGAAUGUCCUGCGAGCCCUGCUGAACGGAUCAAAAUACAUGCCAAUAUCUCCCAUGAUGGAAACCGAUGCCCGCUGCUUUAAAGAGCAGAGUCCGAUUAUUACCCGAGGAAGAAUGUCAUAAUAUCGUAUGCGAAAGAAGACUCCUGCGAAGAACUCAAAGACCAAGUCAAAAUCAAAAGAAAAAGACAAAGAAACAGAAAAAGAAAAGAUCUAUAUCCCUGUCAUGAAUUCUCCCUAGCCCACAGCGUUCUCCCAAGGUCCCUCCCUCCCUUACAACCUAUUCUAUCCAGCCAACAAUAGGUUGUAGGUGGUAUCCCUUCCUCAGAGCAACCAGGUCGAGUUGGAAAUAUAAAUAAUUCUUGAUCCCUUCUUUAUCAAUUGAUUAUUCGAGAAGAGGGAGUGGAUAUGCAAAUGGAAAAAGAACUUACUCCCGGCUGACACAAUGUGGGGGACAGAGACAGAUGUGGGCAAGAUAAGUUACGGAGGGAGGUUUCGUAACAAUUGCUUUCUAUAUAUGUUUAGAUAUUGAAAUAUUUGCAGAAUAGAGAUGCAAUAUUAAUAUGGGGAUAUUCAAAGCUAUGGAUCCCUUACCUCGAUAUCUACACCUGACUUAUCACCAGGAGAAUUAUCCAAGAGCAGCGACUUUUACCCUGAACGGGAAAGACUAGACUUUCCCCCGCACGAACCCCGCAUUAACUUAUGUCAUCACCACUUCCCCUCACCUCACCUCCUCACCUCCUCACCUCCUCACCUCCUCACCUCCUCAUACAAGAUCUCAGACAAUCAAUCAAUCAAUCCAUCCAUCCAUCCAUCCAUCCUGGGACGGGGGGAUUCCAGCCAUCCGCUGCACUGAGUGUUCUCCUCUCCAGCAACGGAGGGGACCGAGGGAGGAAAGCGGGGGGGGCAAGGGGCCAGCCAUACAGCGUAGUAUUGCUGAUACAGAUAGUUUAGUCUAUACAAGGGGGUGCACAAAAGGGGCCAAAAGGGGCCAAGAGGGGCCAAAAGGGAAUGGAUAUGAAUGAUAUCUCGAACUGAUUUGAUGCAAUGUACUGCACGGGAUCGGCAUAUAUUUCCCAGUCAUGGAAUGGAAUGAACAACCCUUCAGUUCUUCUCCCCCCCCUUAACCUAUGUAUAUAAUCAAAUCAAUCAAUCAAUCAAUCAAUCAAUCUUCCCUGCGAAUCUGUUCUAUCCGCAACCAAACCUGGACAAAUCACCGCGCCCAGGCGGACGAGGGAGAACUGAAGGACUGGAGGACCCUGUUUCGGAGGAAUGGAGUCGAAUAAUCCAAUCCACUCCAGGCCAGCAAAUAACUAACGUCUUUGCUUCCCGUCCUGCUGGCGCGGUUUGCCCGGUCCAGAGCCAAUCCUUGGAAUUCUUGCUCGUUGAGUGAGUGGGGCAGUAGUCGGGGGGUGGGAGAGAGUUCUUUUUCUAGCAUGGGAUAAUGAGUUGGAUGCGGCGGAUAUCAUAGGAGUCUGUCUGUGCAAUAGUUACGAGAGGUGCUUCAUGUGGGGGUGGGCACUAGAAUAUAUAGGUGUAACACUCCUCCUCCUCCUACUGUUCUUCUUCUUCUUCUUCUUCUUCUUUUUCUUCUUGCCUAGAUGCUUGUCUAAUAUAUAAACUGGGCAAACCUCCCAGUUUUCUUUGCUUUUUCGUCUCUCAUUGCUUGCCCAGGUAAUCUCUACCGUGAUCAAGUUGUUUUACCCCGCCUGCAACUAUCAAGGUUCCAUCUGCUAUACUACGCUAUACACCCGCGACUCUCAUACUCGAAUCAGUCAAAUACAUCAUAUUCAAAGCAACGCGACUCAUUCCUCCUCCCAUCUCAGCUCGUUGAAAAGAAGUAAAAGAUCGCCUAUCUCUUCUUUCAAAUCCGCCCUGAAGCAGCCACAAUGGUAUUUCUCCGCUCUUUAUCCCGCCAUCUCUCCCGCACUGUCCCCGUCCCCGUCCUCGCGGGUCGCGGUGUUGUUCCCUGCACCUCCUCCGCUGCGUUCCCUUGCAGCAAUGCUCAGCUAUACGGGCUGUCGUCCCCUUUGCCACCAUUGACCGGAGUGAGAACACUGACCGCGAGUCCGAAACUGCAGGGUAAAGUACUCUUGGUUUUGUAUGAUGGAGGACAACAUGCGAAGGACCAGCCUGGUUUGCUCGGAACGACUGAGAACGAGCUGGGCCUGAGGAAGUGGUUGGAAGAGAAGGGCCAUACCCUUGUAACCACCUCUGACAAAGAAGGUGCCAACUCUAAAUUCGACCAGGAGCUUGUCGAUGCUGAGGUUAUCAUCACUACCCCAUUCCACCCAGGAUAUCUGACCGCAGAACGCCUGGCUAAAGCCAAGAACCUGAAACUGGCCGUCACGGCCGGUGUGGGAUCCGACCACGUCGACCUGAACGCCGCCAACAAGACGAAUGGCGGCAUCACCGUUGCCGAAGUGACGGGCUGCAAUGUCGUCUCCGUCGCCGAGCACGUCGUCAUGACCAUUCUCGUCCUGGUCCGCAACUUUGUCCCUUCACACGAGCAGGUUGCCAGCGGCGAUUGGAACGUCGCCGCCGUGGCGAAGAACGAGUAUGACCUCGAGGGAAAAGUCGUCGGCACCGUUGCCGUGGGCCGUAUUGGCGAGCGUGUCCUGCGACGACUGAAGCCGUUUGACUGCAAGGAGCUGCUGUACUAUGAUUACCAGCCGCUGACGCCAGAGGUCGAGAAGGAGAUCGGAUGCCGCCGCGUGGAGAAUCUGGAGGAAAUGCUCGCGCAGUGUGAUGUUGUCACCAUCAACUGCCCCCUGCACGAGAAGACUCGCGGCUUGUUUAACAAAGACCUCAUCUCGAAGAUGAAGAAGGGCUCCUGGCUCAUCAACACCGCCCGCGGCGCCAUCGUCGUCAAAGAAGACGUCGCCGACGCCAUCAAAUCCGGCCAUCUGCGCGGCUACGGCGGCGACGUGUGGUUCCCGCAGCCCGCGCCCAAGGACCAUCCGCUGCGCUACGUCCAGGGGCCCUGGGGCGGCGGAAACGCGAUGGUGCCGCACAUGUCCGGCAGCUCCAUCGAUGCGCAGGUGCGCUACGCGGAGGGCACGAAGGCGAUUCUCGAGUCGUAUUUCUCCGGCAGGCAUGAUUAUCGGCCGGAGGAUUUGAUUGUGCAUGCGGGGGAUUAUGCGACGAAGUCGUAUGGGCAGAGGAAGUAGGGGGGGAUUGUGUGAGGCUGUGUUUUUGAACAUAACUGAUAUAGGGAGUGAGAAGUGAAAUUUUUCUAUUUUUUUUUUUUUUUU
Messenger RNA from Blastomyces dermatitidis ER-3, 3404 nucleotides. RefSeq names its product formate dehydrogenase. Gene Ontology annotation, molecular function: oxidoreductase activity, acting on the CH-OH group of donors, NAD or NADP as acceptor; formate dehydrogenase (NAD+) activity; NAD binding. Gene Ontology annotation, cellular component: cytosol. The transcript has 5 exons. Bases 2040 to 3320 code for a protein of 426 amino acids. NCBI's taxonomy places the organism in Eukaryota, Fungi, Ascomycota, Eurotiomycetes, Onygenales, Ajellomycetaceae. The record is from RefSeq and is a predicted model, not a curated record.